Peronospora belbahrii is the source of this 402-nucleotide messenger RNA. The record is from the annotation of a GenBank genome assembly. Lineage: Eukaryota; Oomycota; Peronosporomycetes; Peronosporales; Peronosporaceae.
AUGUCAAUGGUGAGCGCCGUCGGAAAAGGGCGCGCAUGGCUUCAAACAUGUGAGUUGAGCGGUUCAACUGUCAAUGAUGGCAAGUUUCUCGUCGAUGAAAUCUCCAGCGAGAGCGUUUUCUGCGUGCUUGGAUCCGAUGAGCUGCCGAGGGUGACGAUAUUCGUACAAGAGGCGGGAAAGCUCGAGAUCUACUGCUUUAGUAUGGAGGGCGAGCGGCAUGUAGCCAACAGAGUCUUCCACAGCCCUGAAGUACAGGAAGAAGAGUGGUUGUCUAGUGUUGAUUCGCAGUUUUCCGUUAUGGGGGGAGGUCAGCAAGUUUUUCUCAAGAAUUUGCCGAUACAAGGUGCGAUACCUGCUUUCAUGGGCAAGAAGAUGUCGAAGUCGAGCGUGAAGAGCUUGUAG